UUGACAGAAAAUGCAAGAAGCAAAUCCCCCGAACGCGAGAUGAGGAUCGCGAACUCAAAGCUCUAAUUAAUCACGAAGAAUGCAGCAAUGUGGCGAACACGAUGCUCAAAUCAAUCGAAGAACAAGACCGAAGAGGCCGACGCGGGCAUUUCUCUCCCUUUUUCCAAUCACUAUCAGAUCUCGAAUAGAUGGGAGAUUAGUUCGUCGAUAAGGACCUUCUCGUUUGCAAGUGCAGUUGUAGGGUUAAUUCAGUAAUUAUGUUCUCCGUUUGAUCCUGAAUGAUGAGCCAAGGGAUAUCAUUCGAUUCUGAGGUGAGAGAUGCGGGAUUCGGAGCUCUUCGUCUGGCUUCUUCGAUCCUUCUUCCUCCCCUCUUGCUUCUGCGUUUAACUGCAUCGCGGCAAUUGGCGAGCAAGGUUAGGGUUUGUUUGCCCUUUUUCGUAUCCUUUGAUGAUUUCGGGAUGGAUGCACAAGCGGCAACAAGCCUUUGUUGGAAUGUGAUAUGGAAUUGGUUUAUUUUGCCAGACAUUUGGAAGUCUGAAUAACAUUAGAUUUGGAUAUUUUGACUGUCUCAACUCACCACUAUCCAGUAAGCACAGACGCUGUCGGAUUCUACCAUCAUCUCACGAUGUGGAGUUUUGCAUCACGUGCCAUUGCUGGAAAACUAGGCUCAAAGAAUUUCUGUUCAAGGAGUAGCAACCCAAAUCCUGAUCGUUCUGAUGAUGAGGUUUCUUCAUGCAUGAGGAAGGAAGAAGGUUUGGAAUGCCCAAUCUGCUGGGAGUCAUUUAACAUUGUUGAGAAUGUGCCUUACGUCUUAUGGUGUGGUCACACUCUAUGCAAGAGUUGUGUUAUGGGGCUUCAGUGGGCUGCAGUUAAAAUCCCAACCUUGCCAAUCCAGCUUCCCUUCUUCAUAUCCUGCCCAUGGUGUAAUCUCUCAUCUUUCCGGCUGGUCUACAAUGGUAAUCUCAUGUUUCCCCGGAAAAACUAUUUCUUGCUGUGGAUGGUUGAGAGCAUGAAUGGUGAUAGGCUGAAAUCUCAGUCCUCAAUCCAUGGGGAACGCCGACCUGUAUGGACUUCCAGUAGCAAUGUGAUGGGGGGAAGUCAUGCUUCUUACCAGCACAUCCAAAGAUCUCCACACACGCAUACAGAACACUCCAACUCUAGCCAAUUUCAUGUGCAUCUUGUAGGUAACUACUUCAGCACCGAGUGGAUUCAUGCUUCUUUCCGCAAGUCUCUGGCUUGUUUUAUACAAUUAACUGCCAAGUUCCCCCUUGUAAUAAUUUUCCUUCUCAUAGUCCUUUAUGCCAUUCCUGCCAGUGCUGUCAUCUUAGCCCUUUAUAUCCUAAUCACUGUCUUGUUUGGGUUGCCCUCCUUUUUGAUUCUAUACUUUGCAUACCCUGGCUUGGAUUGGCUUCUUAGAGAAAUAAUCACUUGACUGUUAUUCCUCUGAUCAACCCACACCACGACGACUCAAUUAUCGAAAGUUUAUUUAUCUGCUGUUGUGAUUCACACAACAGUCAUCUGGUGCUUGGUCUUUUGCUGAAUGUAUUGGCUUGCAACUUCUGCUGCACCUCAGGUUAGUCUACAAUGAGAAGUCUGACCUUGACAGCAAAUCUAUAUCACAGGCAGUAGCAGCACCAUCACAUUGCUGGACAUUUAAAUUUUCUACUUCAUGGUAGAGUCCCAAUUCUUGUUGACUUUAAUGCAUGAGUCAUUUCAUUAUGUCACUUGAUGUGCUAGUCUUCUUAUAUCAUCUCCAUUUUUGAGAUAUUUUGAACUUUAUUUUAUUAAUGACAUAUGAGACACAUUCGGUUCCUUUGUUUUCUUAUUACAUUAAGCGUGCUAUCAAUUCAUGGCAUUGCCUGUGUUUUGGCUUUUUAAUGGCCUUCUCAGAGCUCCUUGUAACUUUAAACUUGACAAUAGAAACUCUAUGUGGUAAUUCAAUUUCUUCACAUGUUAUUAGUAACACUUUUGAUGUA
Musa acuminata subsp. malaccensis (wild Malaysian banana) is the source of this 1976-nucleotide messenger RNA. RefSeq lists its product as uncharacterized. The record is from RefSeq and is a predicted model, not a curated record. Lineage: Eukaryota; Viridiplantae; Streptophyta; Magnoliopsida; Zingiberales; Musaceae.